GCGUGUCACCAACAGACUCUCCAAAGAGUUGGCCGAUGAAGUAAUUGGUUCUGUCAUUGACAUAUUAAAUCCUCUGGAACCGCAUGAGGCCUGGCAUGGUGCAUGCUUAGCGCUAGCUGAGCUGGCAAAGCGUGGGCUGCUGUUGCCACAUCGUUUGCGCACGCUGGUGCCACUCUUGAUGCAAGCUUUAUUUUACGAUGAAAUGAAGGGCUACAUGUCCGUGGGUCAGCAUAUACGCGAUGCUGCCUGUUACAUGUGCUGGGCGUUUGCACGCGCCUACAAUCCAGAGGAUUUUCAACCUUUCGUGGAGCAAAUAUCUUCAGGUCUGUUGACCGUAGCUGUAUUCGAUCGUGAAAUAAAUUGUCGACGCGCGGCAGCUGCUGCUUUCCAAGAGAGUGUUGGUCGUCUAGGAAAUUUUCCACAUGGCAUAGAAAUUUCAACAGCAACCGAUUUUUUCUCUGUGGGCUUACGGCAAAAUUCCUACUUGAAUGUAGGUGAUUACAUAGCACAAUUUGAGGAAUAUCAAAAACCGUUGAUCGAUCACUUAGUGGAGCGCAAAGUGAAUCACUGGGAUACGUUGAUACGUGAACUGACCGCAAAGGCUUUGCAUAAGCUAACCUUUCGCGCACCAGAAUAUAUGGCAACUGUGGUGUUGGGACAGCUUUUGAGCAAAACGGAAUCUAUUGAUAUCAACAUGCGACAUGGCACUGUGCUAGCUAUUGGUGAAGUUACACUGGCCUUGAGCGAGAUAGAGCGUCAAGAUGAAGGCAACGCUUGCAAAAAGUUACUAUCUAAUCAAUUGUUGAGCGACCUAAAUGAGCUUAUGGCAAAAUAUGUGCAUCGCGAUAUGUUCCGUGGCAUGAGCGGUGAAAUUAUGAAACACUGUUGUACUGAUUUCAUAAGAAAUUGCAGCUUGGCACGCAUUGAAGCAUCUGUCAGGUGUGUGGAAUCCUGGCAGUACAUCAUCGAUAAAUGCCUGUUAAAUAAAGCGUCUGCCAUACGCGAGGGUGCCUCCGCAGCUUUCGCAGAACUUUGCCGCUCAUACUAUAAGGGUGAAGAGCGAGUGGGCGCAAAUGCUGAAAUUAUAAGAAGUUAUCUGAAAGGCGCCACAAAUAUCAUGGAGGAGCACACACGUAUGGGCUAUAUAAGCGCUUUAGGUGCUUUGCCCGACUUUAUGAUCAAAGCGAAUUUAGAUGACGUACUGGAAAGUCUGAUUAAGCAUUCGCUCACGCCAACACAAGCUGUUAUUACAACCGGCGAAGUAAUGAAUCAACAUGAGAACCUGGCAACGGGCACAUGGAGCGAAGCGAGACGUGAUAGUGUUAAAGCGCUUAGCAAUGUGGUGCAGACAUUGGGUUUUAGUAGAGACACCAAAAUCUCAUUUGGCAAUCCAAAGUAUUUCAACAAAGUUGUUGACUGCUUUAUAAAAGCAUUGGAUGAAUACACAUUAGACAAUCGCGGUGAUAUUGGCGCUUGGGUACGCGAAGCAGCUAUGAAUGCCAUCCAUCAACUUAUCACGACAUGUCCGAAGGACCUACUACAGCCACAGCAAGUUCAUCAAAUUAUGCUGGGCUUCAUGCAACAGGCGGUUGAGAAAAUAGAUCGUACACGUGGCCUUGCCGGUCGUCUCUUCUGUCAAAUUAUAACUACUACACCGCCCAUAUCGCACAUACGGCAUCAUGCACGCCUGUUGGAGAUAUUCCCCGCCGAUGUUAAUAGUGUAUUGUGGCUGUUUGCCGACCAGACAUUCCCGCUAUUCUGCUCCUUGCUCGAUUUGCCCGAUUACUCACAGCGCGUGUUGCUCGGGUUGAGCGCAAGCAUUGGACAGUUGACCGAGUCUUUGAUAAAAUACUCAUCGGCAGCAUUUUUCGAAUUUCUACGUACACAUCCUGCAGAAGUACCACGUUUAUGUAAAGAAAUAGUCGCCAAUUUCGAAGAAAAUGUCAUGAAUGAACGCGUAACCUAUCCGAUGUUGAACUUCUUGGACAUACUUAUAAGUUCAGGCACCAUAAACGUGGUAUUAUUGGAUGAGUCAAAUACUUUUGGUGAUGACAUUUACCGCCUGCUGAAUCUUGAGAUUAAAGGACACAAAAAACUGUAUAAACUAGUAUCGAGCAUUAGUGUCUAUUGCCAGCUGGUGCAAGUACCACAUCUUUGCAAACGCAUAUUAUCCAAAAUGGCAAUAUUUCUUGGUCUUACCCAUGUACAUGUGCGCAAAACAAGUGCUACUAAAUUAUAUGAAGCGCUUGCCUUGCAUGGUGACAGUUGUGACAUUCCCGAAGAGAAUAUGGAUGAGAUAUUGAAUAUAUUGUCCGAAACAGACUGGGGAUCGCCGCUAAUUAUGGUGCGUCCCGUACGCAAUCAACUAUGCGAAUUAAUGGGUAUUAAACCGCCGGUUAGUGGUGUGGCAGGCACAAGUCUGGAAACAGCCGGUGUUGCAGGUGCGGCUGCGGGCGUGAGUGCGGCGCUACGCUUUAGAAAUUAAAUUGUAUGAAACAAUAUUGAUGCAUAUUUCUCACAGCGGGAGGGAUUUUACUACCUGCCGUUCAAUAUUUCAAUAAUUUUAUUUUUUUUUUUAACAAAUCUACAUUAAAUUGUAAUUAAAAACCACAAUUAUUGCUUAUAAUUGAUUAUAAUACGCCGCCUUCAGAAAAAUAAAUGUUGCCGCAAAUAUUCCUUAAAUAAAUUUUGU
This is a messenger RNA of Bactrocera dorsalis (oriental fruit fly), 2692 nucleotides long. RefSeq names its product tubulin-specific chaperone D (gene TBCD). The record is from RefSeq and is a predicted model, not a curated record. Gene Ontology annotation, cellular component: lateral plasma membrane. NCBI's taxonomy places the organism in Eukaryota, Metazoa, Arthropoda, Insecta, Diptera, Tephritidae. Gene Ontology annotation, molecular function: GTPase activator activity; beta-tubulin binding. Gene Ontology annotation, biological process: post-chaperonin tubulin folding pathway; adherens junction assembly; microtubule cytoskeleton organization.